Molecule: messenger RNA, 901 nt
Organism: Callorhinus ursinus (northern fur seal)
Lineage: Eukaryota; Metazoa; Chordata; Mammalia; Carnivora; Otariidae
Gene: YPEL1
Product: yippee like 1
Source: RefSeq, a predicted model, not a curated record
CUGCCGAGGCGCCAACGGCCGCAGCGCGUCCCGGGCCGCGCCGGCGCCGCCUGAGAGCCGAGCCCGCGCUGACCGGGGCCCGGGCCGGAUGGGCGCUGCGGGCCGGGGCGCGGACCGCCGAGCGGCCGUUGUGACAUUUUUCUCUCAUCCCAGCUGUGUGGACAGUGCCACACGCCCUCCGAACAACAACGGCUCUUGCGUGCAUCUUUCAGUGUCUCUUUUGUCAGAGAGCCCAGCAGAGCCACCAGCCUUCCAGUGCCAGCCCUGAGCUGAGCGAAGAGUGCCCAGCCGAGAUGGUGAAGAUGACAAAAUCCAAAACUUUCCAAGCUUAUCUGCCAAACUGUCACCGAACAUACAGCUGUGUCCACUGCAGAGCCCACCUGGCCAAUCACGAUGAGCUGAUCUCCAAGUCUUUUCAGGGAAGUCAGGGACGAGCCUACCUCUUCAAUUCUGUGGUGAAUGUGGGCUGCGGCCCUGCGGAGGAGAGGGUCCUUCUCACUGGUCUGCAUGCGGUCGCAGACAUCUACUGUGAAAACUGCAAAACCACGCUCGGGUGGAAAUAUGAACAUGCCUUUGAAAGCAGUCAGAAAUAUAAGGAAGGAAAAUUUAUUAUUGAGCUUGCCCACAUGAUCAAAGACAAUGGUUGGGAGUAAAGUGAAAACUUUGUUCUCUUCCGAAUGCUAUUUUGUGAAAGAGACUGUAAGUGUAACGGAGGCAUCCUGGAUGACAGUAUUUCUUGAACUUGAACGUUACGGCGGGCUGGCCUCUCCCGGCCGUUCGGGUGGUAAGGUGUCCCUCCAGCCUCUCUCCUGUUGACGUACAUGGCUGUUUCUGAAAUGUUUCAAUGACCUUUUGCUAACUUCUCAAGUUCUAGAGAAAGAAUUAACCAACUGAUGACUUA